AUGGCGGAUGUCAAGCAGUCAUCAGGCUCUCCUGCCCCACGUGAGAAGCUAGAGGCCCAGAUCAAGUCGGCAGAUAUGACGGAAGAUAUGCAGGCGGAAGCAAUUGACGUUGCUCAGGAGGCGAUGGCCAAGUUCACGAUCGAGAAGGAUAUUGCACAGCACAUCAAGAGGACGUUCGAUGAGCGCAAGGGUCCCACAUGGCACUGCAUUGUCGGCCGUAACUUUGGUAGCUUCGUCACUCAUGAAACUAAGCACUUCAUCUACUUCUACCUUGGCCACUGCGCCAUCCUCCUAUUCAAGACCCAAUAA
Phaeoacremonium minimum UCRPA7 is the source of this 309-nucleotide messenger RNA. RefSeq names its product putative dynein light chain protein. Gene Ontology annotation, biological process: microtubule-based process; cilium assembly. The coding region runs from base 1 to 309 and encodes 102 amino acids. NCBI's taxonomy places the organism in Eukaryota, Fungi, Ascomycota, Sordariomycetes, Togniniales, Togniniaceae. The record is from RefSeq and is a predicted model, not a curated record. The transcript has 5 exons. Gene Ontology annotation, molecular function: dynein intermediate chain binding; dynein light intermediate chain binding. Gene Ontology annotation, cellular component: cytoplasmic dynein complex.